This is a messenger RNA of Meleagris gallopavo (turkey), 3883 nucleotides long. The record is from RefSeq and is a predicted model, not a curated record. NCBI's taxonomy places the organism in Eukaryota, Metazoa, Chordata, Aves, Galliformes, Phasianidae.
AUGAAUGCCACUGUACAAGUUGCUGGUUAUGUAGCCAGGCUCAUCUCACAAGAUGGGACUAGAAUAUAUUGCUGUGUCUACUCUGACAAAAAAAGGGAAUCUGGAGAUCGUGUUUCUGAACUAAGGGAAUGGAGACCGGUCAUUUCUAGAAAGUGCACAGACCCUCUCUGGCUGCUCCUCUUCUUCCUUUUCUGGGCCGGUUUGAUGUUUGUAACUGGCUAUGCUGUGAUGGCUGGUGCUGCAGAAAGACUUGUGCUUGGAUAUGACAGCUUUGGGAACAUAUGUGGUAGGAAGAAUGUUCCUGUAAAAGGGGUGCCCCUUUCUGGAAAGGACAUGACUAAUAAAAAGUAUGUGUUCUUUCUGAAUUCAUGCAGCCCGGAAAUGCAAAGCCUCAAAAUCAGUUCAGUUUCCUUGUGCGUGUCUAGUUGUCCACAAGAGCAGCUCAACUCUUUGGAAGACCUCCAGAGUUUUGCAAGGAACAAUGGUUCUUGUCUUUGUGUUUACAACCUGAGCAUUUCCAGUUACACGCUAAAUCCAAAGGCAGCUGAGCUAUGUCCCACACUGCCUGUUCCACCAAGUAAAUCUUUUCCAUUAUUUAAUCGGUGUGUUCCACAACAUGCUGAAUGCUAUUCCAAUUAUGCAUCUGUCUUGAUAAGUGUGGUUAACGAAAUGGAUGUUUUUCACCGAAUUCUGAGUGGAAUAUUGGCAGGAAGAGAUACUGUGAUAGGACUGAGUGUUCUUGCACUAGCUUUCUCUUUUAUAGUGGUUUUGACCUUCAGAUUCAUUCGGAUGCUUCUGGUCCAUACUUUGAUUGCACUGGUUGUGUUUGGGUUGUUAUUUGUCUCGGGUGUCCUCUGGUGGCUCUACUAUGACUACAGGAAUGAUCCUAGCACUGAACUGGAAACAGAAAAGGAGAAUGUAAAAUUUCUAUUUGGGUAUGCCAUCUUCUCUACAACAGUUACAGUUGUUCUGCUUUCCCUUAUACUUGUGCUAAGAAAAAGGCUUCAGUCCACUGUACAGCUCUUUCAGAUUGUUGGUAAAAUAAUCGGCAGAAUCCCUUUCCUUCUGUUCCAACCACUUUGGACCUUUCUGAUUCUGAUUGUCUUCUGGGUAUUUUGGGUUGCUGUGCUGCUUAGCUUAGGAACUGCAGGUACUGCACAGACUACUUCAGAAGGACAAGUGGAAUACAGAGCUUUUUCUGGAAUUUGCUACAUGGCAUGGUAUCAUUUCGUUGGCCUUAUUUGGACUAGUGAAUUCAUUCUUGCCUGUCAGCAAAUGACAAUUGCUGGAGCAGUGGUUACUUGUUACUUCAACAGGAACUGGCUGUGGAGUACACCCAAUAGUACUGAAAACAUUUUAGUACAACCACUUUGGAGCCCUCCUCUUGUUUGCCAGGCUCUGUCAGCACAGAUCUGCAGAGACACAGAGCAGGGGGAGAAUGGUGAGAGGAUGGUGAGCAACGAGAGCGAUCACAGCAUCGAGGGCAGGGGUUAUCUCAAUCUGUUCCAGCAAUUCUGAGCUUGUCCGCUAUGUGUUUUUAAUAUAUUCCCUGGGGCAGUAUCAUAAAGACAUGUCACAAGAGUUUGUUGAUGAUACCUCACAGUGAGGCUUUCUUCUUGGGUUGUAAGGAAAUGGCAUGCGCCUUUCCCUGCGGAAAUCUCCUACAGCACACGCAGCAAUGUGCUGUGCAGCCCGCAGUUGCAGCAGAGCUGCAAGCAGGGAGGGCAGGGUUGUUGCUGUAGUUUUACAAGUAAUGUAUGUUUGAUCUGCAGUACCACUGCCAAAAAUGGAUUUUGCCUUCUUUUGUUUUAGUUGAAGCAUGAAUUUGUGAAAGAAUUUAUUAAUUUGAUAAAAUAAAGAAGAUUUAUUUUAUUAAUGGUUAUUUUUUAAGACUUGUGAAAAUGGCUCAAUCUAAAAAAAAAUUCUGUUAGUAUUGCUGUCUUAUAUGAGGGUUUAUUUUCACCUUGGUGUGCUUAGAGGUUAUGCAUAUGUUUGCCUUUUUGAUGAGGUUUUUCCUCAGGAUUAAACUCAGGAUUAAAAAGGUGAUAUGGUAACUUGACUCAUGUCACAGUGAUUAUUGUCCUGUCCAUGUUUGAACUUAUUUGAUAACUAAUGCAUGGAUGUCACUGCACAGCGUUGACACUAAGAGAGUGAGUAAGCCUUUGUGGGACUGGGGUUUUAAAACUGACUCUUAGAUAGUCAGUACUACAGACUUCCAGUAGAUUCAGUAAAGAGGUGAAAUACAUCUCCCGGUAAGUCAGCAAUCCAGCUUUAUGGAGUUGCACCAAAGUCACUGAGAUAUUGAGAACUAGGAUUGAAUUUUUAGAAGAUUCCUCUCUCCUUUUCAAAUAUAUCUGUAGUGUUUAUGAGUAUCCUUUGCCCUGCUGACACACUUGACCCAACUCAUGUGAAAGGGCUCUUGGCAUGCGUGUGGUUGGAACUAUUCCUGGUUUUCAGUACAGGUAAAAGGGCAAUUGCAGGUACAGACUGUGAGUUCAGUGUUAGCUUAAUGGUGUCUCUUCUAUUACAGAUCUUGUAAAUUAUUGUAUUUGUUUAAAGCUGAAAUUCAUGUUUACUUGAAGAACAUGUGAGUCAUUCCUUAAAGCUUUUGAAGUAUUUUACACUAAAUCUCUUUUUAAGCAGCCUUUGGAAAAAGAUGAGACAGGAUUGAAGAAAACCAUAAGCAUAGUUUUGAAAAGGAUGGGCUUUAAAAAAAAAGUCAUGGUUCUUUCAAAUAUUCUGAGUGUAUCUAGAUUGCCUUUUUUCUUCACACACACAAACAGUGGAUUUAAAAUGAAAGCUGAGAUGUAUGUGUGAACCAAGGAUCGAAGGAAGUUAGUGUUAAAAGAUACCAAAUAUCACAGAGCUCAUAAGAAAACAAAGACAAUUGGCAGCAAUUAGGAAAUAAAAUAAUUAAAAGAUGGUGUAGUAUUGAGUACAGAUUCACAGGAUUUUGGAACAGUAGUGUUCUGUGUAAAUCCCUUGGGAUUUACAUAAAAUAGGAAUACCAAAGAGGAAAAUCAAGGUAAUCAGUCUUGUAACCAGUUCUAUCAGGCAGAUUCCUGUUUUCUUCCAAUACUUUGCAUGCAUUUGAAGGCACCAUGUCUGCACUAUGAAGUCUACGUGUGGAGGAUUCACUGAACAGUAUAAACUGUGCACAAAAACUAAUAUAUGUCAGAUUGCAUGUUUGUGCUAAAGUCAUUUCAGAUUGCAGCCAUAUAAUGUAAAAAGCUGGAUGAAACUUCAUCCGUUGGGGUUCUUGGUGUAGGUGGAAGACUGAGCCAGACUUGAGCUUGAUUAGAGUCACAGACAUAACCUGUUGCUGCAUUUAGUUACCACUUCCUAUGCUUCCUUCCCUGAGCAUAGAAAAUAUUCUUUCUCUAUUCUAUUCUGUUUGGAAGCAAAGCAAGAAGCUUUGUCAGGUGCUGUUCUUGUGAGAAUUCUUUUGCUAGGAAAAGAAGGUGUGGAAGAGUUUCCAAGUGUGUAGAAAUUUAUCUAAACUAAACUUCAAAUUCUGAGAUUCUGCUCAUUAAUCAGACCUGCUAAAAUACCAAAGCCUUUUUUCUCAUUCUUCUUAGUAGCAAGUAAAUUAUUAACAUGUGAGUAAACUUUGUCCUUUUUGUAUUUCUCAACCAUGGUUAGUUUUUAACUUGCAGAAAUUUAAUCUUUAAUAUUUUGAGAUCUGACUGAGGCUGUGAUGGGUAAGGCAGUGUAAAAGGGAAAAGGAAACACUGUUACUAUAUGGAUAGAAUAAGGCCUGUGUUUUGGUAUGUGUGUAACUCCAACAUGGAAACCUCAUCACUUUUUUUAAUGAAGAAAUAUAUAUACAUGUAUAAAUAUGAAGUAGAGAAUUCCAGUAUCCCUCAAGCAGUUCCCCUAGUGG